AAAUAGGUUUUCCUCUGCCUUUACGUCUUUGUUCGAACUCCCUCUUCCAUUCCCUCCUUCGUUCCCGCGCUCCCGUUCUCGCACUCGUCUUUGUUGGGUUGAUUUCGCACUCCUUGUUGUUGUAGUUCUUCAAUCCCUGUCUAAACUCUUGACGAAGGAGAGACAUCACACUUAAUUUCAUUCUAUUUUUCUUUGGUUUGAUCGGUACAGUUAAGCAAUGAAGUUUGACAGAACAGAUGCUCUGUCAAUUUUGUCACAAAUUAAGCGUCAGGAUAAACAGAUUAAACUUAAGAGUAGAUGGUUACUUGGCAUUCCUCCCACAAGAUAUGAGAGGAAGAAGUUGAAAAAAUAUUUCAAAAAUAGGUAUUUAUCUGAGUCUUUGAUCAGAGAAGAGGAUAUGUUUUAUGAGUCAGUAAAAACUCAUCUUGAAGAUGCCGAUGGAGAACACUGCUUUGAACAAGAGAACGAUAUUCCUAAGGGUGAUAUGGAUUUGAUUCAAACACUGAACAUGAAAAGGUUGAUAUCACCGUUGCUUGAUAAUUUGACUACCAAGGGUCUCUAUCUUCUCGCUAUGAUAGUUACUGGUAGUUCAUUUAAGUCUGAAAUAACUCGUUGCAAAAUGAAAAGGGUUAUCAAGGAUUCCCUUUCGUGUGUUCUGGGCAGCAAAAGCCGCCAUAAUCAUCUGGAUACUUGUAAACAAAUUUUUUUACUUCUCAACAAUCCACAGAAUUUUCGAGACAGGUGUGAGCCUUUGGGUGCAUUGAGAUCCCUCUCUUAUCAUGCUGCGGCAGAAAAGGCAUUACACAGUCUUCAAAACUUGCCAUCUCAGACCUUGAUUGCAAUGCGUAGAAAACUUAAAGGAGUGAAAGCACCAGUACCGCAGUUACAACCCCGCAAGCAUGGAUGGGCAAGAGACCAUCUAAUCAAGCUAGUGAAGAAGAUCAGUAUGGAAAUGCUUUCAAAACUUGAUAGAGAAAGUGAGUUGCCAGAGCCAUUAGCCAAAGCUAUGGCAGUAGCAGACUUAUCACUAAAACUCACAACUGGUUCUCAUAACAUGUUUUCAAAAGAAUUUUAUCAAUUCUCCCCUGAGGUGAAGUCCUUGCAAAGUGAUAUUAUUAAGGCUAUAUGGUCUGUUAAGAAAGUAACGACAGUGCCAGAGCUAAGAAAUUUACAGCUUCUCAUAGAACCAAAGGCUACAAUAUCAAACCGGUGCAUUCGGACAACUUUUGUAAAUUUUUUAACUGAAUUUCUUUUUGAGUGCAGUGAUAUGGAUAGUGUUCCGAAGUCUCUAUCACAGACCCUAGAUGUUAUUAACAGAGGUCCUAAUAAUGGUGGCAUGUACAAUGUACUAUUCAAAAAGAAGUAUAUCGAGGAAGAAGUUGACUGCAUACUAAACAUUGGUGCUUUGACAAAACAAAUUGUUUUGGAUUUGUUGCCUGAUGAUAAAUUUGAUAAAGACUUUACUGAUGCUUACAUGGAGCAAUUAGAAGAAAGUGAUGACAGUGACAGCGACAGCGACGAGGAUGGUGGUAGUCAACUUCAGGAGGACAUACGAUUCGGAAAUGGAUCAUUUGAUUCAAUCGAUACAUGCAAUGAAGUUGAAAGUAUUGGAGAUUUUGUGCCAUUUGAGUUCCUUUCUUGUACCAUCAAAAUUGAGGAAAAUGUUUCAUCUUCUCCACUUACAGUUAGUGGUAGGUUGAAUAGUGGUUCUGAACGACUUCAACCUAAUAAAUGUUGUAGUGUAAAUUUGGAAUCUGAAUUUCACAAUACUACACAUAACAUGUUAACUGACCAAUGCCAAGGAGAAAGCACAGAGCAUUUUAGUACAUUUAUGGCUGGCAAAAACAAUAAUUCUUCGUUUGUUUCACCUGACAGAGAGUUGGAUGAAAAGGUUGUAAAGAGAAAUCAUUUGUUUGAAUCUGUUACUAAAAUAGCUGCAACGGACACAACUAAUUUGUUUUCUGAGGAGAAAGAACCUGUGCCCACUAAGCACAGUGCAUGCAAAAACCAAUACCUUGCUAUCCAAGAUGCUUGUGAUAAGACAAGUAUGCUUGCAUAUAGUCUUGUAGGUCGUAUGUUGCAUGAGUUUGUCCAAACCGAAGGCCUAGAUUUAAACAUGAGCAAGAGUUUAUACCUCAACCGUAAUAAUCUCACCGAAGAUGUUGAAGAUAUAGAAGAGCAGUCAUCAUUUAGGAAACAUGCAAGAGAUUUUGUUCAAGUAAUUGAAGAGUUGAUUCCUUCCUUUCCAAAUAGUAGCAUGGAAAGACUGAAGAUUUUGAUGGGCUCACAAUAACGGAACUCAGGGUUUCAGGUUCAAACAUUUUCAAAUAGGCUUGACCCAGUUGUGAGCUUGCUUGGUGUGAGCUUUACCCUUCCCUCCAAGGAAUUUUUGUCACAAAUGGAUUCUCUGCCAUAACAAAAAGAGCUCGCCACAGAGGAAUCUUAUAAUUUUAAGCCUCCAUCAAUUCUUGCUACAACGGAUGGAUAGCCUUGUCAUCGAGUUUAUUGCAUCGCUGUAGUUGUUGAGAAGAAUGGAAGCACCAUGGUGUAAGUGUUGUAUGCUUUAUUUGAGUACAUUUUGGUGCGAAAAUUCAACGACUGGGAAUUGCUGGAAUGUUUUAGUGUGCGGCAUUUAUUAAUGAUAACAUUAAUUGCAAUUUGUUAUUGUGAAACAGCCCUUACAUAGUUCCUAAAUCGAAACUAAAAUGUUAUUGAAUUGCUGCUGAAACCUGUUUAGGUUAAUAUGAUUGUGUGUUGUUUCAGAAUGAUAGAACUCUUAGUAAUAUAGGAUUUGGUAUAUAUAUUUUGGUGUUAUAGUUAUGUUUAGAUACUGUAAUAACAUUUUAUAUGUUCUCUUUGAAUUAAGAAUUUAUAGUAAUUUAAUAUUAUUAAAAAGGAUGUUAAUAU
Molecule: messenger RNA, 2907 nt
Organism: Vigna radiata var. radiata (mung bean)
Lineage: Eukaryota; Viridiplantae; Streptophyta; Magnoliopsida; Fabales; Fabaceae
Exons: 7
Coding region: 218-2293 (691 amino acids)
Source: RefSeq, a predicted model, not a curated record